Molecule: messenger RNA, 2590 nt
Organism: Pseudovirgaria hyperparasitica
Lineage: Eukaryota; Fungi; Ascomycota; Dothideomycetes; Acrospermales; Acrospermaceae
Product: nucleolar GTP-binding protein
Exons: 4
Coding region: 497-2467 (656 amino acids)
Biological process (GO): ribosomal large subunit biogenesis
Cellular component (GO): nucleolus
Molecular function (GO): GTPase activity; RNA binding; GTP binding
Source: RefSeq, a predicted model, not a curated record
GUCUAGCCCGGCGAGUUUGUCGAGGACACUUGCGGCAAGCGGAAUGCCCUUGUAUGCGGGACCGAACAGGACAUCAAAGUCGAGCGCUGGAGUAUGCGAGGCGAGGGUGUUUGCGUAGGCGAGGCUUAUCGAGCGGAAGAGGGAGGCUCGAUGAAAGAGGCCGGCGUUGAAGAAGUAAGGAGAUGUGCGACCAGAUUUGAGGGUGAAAGUGCCAAAAGAAAGGGCAUUUGCGGAAAGGGCGGAUUGGAUAAAGGUGGCUUUGUGGUCUGCAAGAGCCAUCUUGUCGCAGAACCGUAUAGUAAAUGGUUUACGAGAGAAACAGAAUACUUCAUCCUGUGGUGGGAUGCUCACUUCUGGUGGCAGCUCUGCCAAGAUUUCGACGCUAGCCAGAACUUUUUUUCGGUAUCGAUAGGACCUCGUUUGAAAAACCACCGGCAGCUUCUUUCCACACCGCCAACCGCCGCCCUCAGGAAUCCUACCCCGUCGAGUUUGCGAGAUGAAGACAACGUGGAAGGACAUUGCUCCUGUGCCGACAUCACAGGAGUUUCUCGAUAUUGUCCUGAGUCGGACCCAGCGUCGCUUGCCGACACAGAUCCGCUCCGGGUUCGCGAUUACCAGAAUUCGAGCGUUCUACACUAGAAAGGUCAAAUAUACCGCGGAGACCUUUACGGAAAAGCUCACAGCCAUUCUCGAUGGGUUUCCCCGCCUCCAAGAUAUUCACCCUUUCCACAAGGACCUUCUAAACACUCUCUACGACGCUGAUCAUUUUCGAAUCGCUCUUGGUCAACUGUCCACUGCGAAGCACCUAAUUGAGACUGUGGCAAGAGAUUAUGUGCGGCUGCUCAAGUAUGGACAGCACCUGUUCCAAUGCAAGCAGCUUAAGCGGGCCGCGCUUGGCCGCAUGGCAACCAUUUGCAAACGCCUGAAAGAUCCUCUCCUCUAUCUCGAACAAGUGAGGCAGCAUCUUGGACGUCUGCCGUCUAUCGAUCCGAACACGCGCACAUUGCUAAUUUGUGGAUACCCAAAUGUCGGCAAAUCAAGCUUCUUGAAGGGGAUCUCGAGAGCUGAUGUGGAUGUACAACCGUAUGCAUUCACGACAAAGAGCCUGUUCGUAGGUCAUUUUGACUACAAGAUGCUGCGGUUUCAGGCUAUUGACACACCCGGUAUUCUGGACCACCCACUCGAGGAGAUGAAUACCAUCGAAAUGCAGUCCAUCACUGCCAUUGCGCACUUACGAUCUGCUAUUCUCUAUUUCAUGGACCUUUCCGAGCAAUGUGGAUAUUCAGUGUCUGCACAAAUCGAUCUCUUCAACUCGAUAAAACCGCUGUUCGCAAAUAAAUUAGUCUUUGUCGUCAUUAACAAGAUCGAUCUGAUGAAACCUGAGGAUCUGGAUGCCGAGACUCAAGAAAGACUUCAGGGAAUGCAAAAAUCUGGGGAGGUAGAGAUUCUGCAGCUAUCCUGCACCACUACCGAGGGCCUUAUGAACGUUCGCAACGCAGCUUGUGACCGUCUUCUUGCCAUUCGCAAUUCUGAGAAGCUCAAGGCAGGUACAAACAAUUCUGGUGAGCCCACUGGGCGUCUUGGUGAACUUCUUCGUCGCAUUCACGUCGCCCAGCCUAUGGGUGGCAUUGUCAGAGAAGUGUACAUCCCCGACGCUGUCAAGAAUCGUGUCAAGUAUGACAAGGAAGACCCCAACAGACGCAAACUCGAGCGAGAUAUCGAAGAAGAAGAAGGUGGUGCUGGUGUGUACAACAUCAAUCUCAAGAAGAACUAUCUUCUUGAGGAUGAUGACUGGAAGAACGACAAGAUUCCCGAGGUUGUCAAUGGUCAAAAUGUAUAUGACUUUAUUGAUCCAGACAUCGACUCGAAGCUUGCCGAUCUCGAAGCGGAAGAAGAGCGCCUCGAAGCUGAGGGUUACUAUGACGAGUCUGACUCUCUCGAGGAUGCUUCCGAUGUUGAGAUCGCGGAGAAGGCCGAGGCAAUCCGGACCAAACGCCAGCUCAUCCGCAACGAUGCUCGCUUGAAGAAGAAUAUGAAGGGCAGGGCAGCCUUACCUCGACAUGCAGUCAAGAAACCACUUAGCAAGAUGCAAUCGCACUUUGCAGAGAUUGGACUCGAUACUGACGCCAUCUCUACUCGUGCACGCGCACAGUCUCGGGGCCGCAGCGUUGCACGUGGUCGCAGUGUAGCAGACACGGAUGCCAUGGACAUUGACACACCGCGGACCGCAAGCCAGCGUGCAAAGAGCCGUGGCCGUAGCCAGAGUACCAAUCGCAGAGAUGAUGGUGUCACGGGUGGCGUGAGAAAUCCACAUGCGAAGGAGAUGGCGGAUCGUCUGCAGAAGUUGAGUCAGAGGAAGAUGAACCGCAUGGCCCGGCAGGGAGAGGCCGAUAGGCACGUGCCAGAAUCGAGACCCAAGCAUCUUUUGGCCGGCAAGCGUGGUAUGGGCAAGACGCAACGCAGGUAGAAGAAAAGUAAUGUUUUUCGCUUGUCACUUGACACCACAAUGGAUGGUGGGGCUACGUAUAGGCGUCAGAGUAGUACGAUACGGUUGGAAAGACUGCAGUUGCGGCCGGCCAUGUCGUCUCUA